Messenger RNA from Dioscorea cayenensis subsp. rotundata (Guinea yam), 4167 nucleotides. RefSeq names its product protein TOPLESS-RELATED PROTEIN 2-like. Lineage: Eukaryota; Viridiplantae; Streptophyta; Magnoliopsida; Dioscoreales; Dioscoreaceae. Gene Ontology annotation, biological process: regulation of DNA-templated transcription. Gene Ontology annotation, molecular function: protein binding. The record is from RefSeq and is a predicted model, not a curated record.
AGAAAGAGAGAGAGAUAGAGGAGCAGGAGAAGGUAGCACGGCGGCCGAAGAGGAAAAAGAAGAAAGGCGAGAGAGAAGCAGAGAGGAGAAGAGGAGAGGAAUUAGGGUUUGUUGAAACUCUAUGAAUCAAGCCGAUUCUGUGUUUCAGAGGGUUUUUACUAGCCGGAAGUUGUGUGUUUUCAAAGAGAGCGCUGCAUCUUAGAAUUUCGAGAAAGGAUUCUACCCUUAAUGCGAGGAGAAGGAGGCACGUGCUUUCAUUGACUUCAAGUUCUGGUUUGGGUGUCUGUUUAAUUUCAUUGUGAGAAGAACAAAAAGAUCUUUGCGCUGGAGCGGUUAGGGAUCCCGGGAACCAUGUCUUCUUUGAGCAGGGAACUUGUUUUCCUCAUAUUACAGUUCUUAGACGAGGAGAAAUUUAAAGAAACUGUUCACAAGUUGGAGCAGGAGUCAGGGUUUUACUUCAAUAUGAAGCAUUUUGAGGACCAAGUUCAGGCUGGGGAGUGGGAUGAAGCUGAACGGUACCUUUCGGGAUUUACUAAGGUUGAGGAUAAUCGAUAUUCCAUGAAAAUAUUCUUUGAAAUAAGGAAGCAGAAGUAUCUUGAAGCUCUUGAUAGACAUGAUAGAGCAAAGGCUGUUGAUAUACUUGUUAAAGAUCUCAAGGUCUUUGCAUCUUUUAAUGAAGACCUCUUCAAGGAGAUAACACAAUUGCUUACUCUCGAGAAUUUUAGGCAGAAUGAGCAACUUUCUAAAUAUGGGGAUACAAAAUCAGCUCGAAAUAUAAUGCUGAUGGAACUGAAGAAGCUUAUUGAGGCUAAUCCAUUGUUCCGUGAUAAGCUUGCCUUUCCUUCUUUUAAAGCAUCUAGAUUGCGAACAUUGAUUAACCAAAGUCUUAAUUGGCAGCAUCAGCUAUGCAAAAACCCACGUCCUAACCCUGAUAUCAAGACACUCUUUACUGAUCACUCAUGUGCACCUACUAAUGGAGCACGCACUCCACCCCCUGCAAACAGUCCCCUUGUAGGACCUAUUCCUAAAGCAGGGGGUUUUCCUCCAGUUGGUGCCCACAGUCCUUUCCAACCGGUUGUUUCCCCAUCUGCAAGUGCUAUUGCGGGAUGGAUGUCAAGUGCCAACCCAUCAUUACCACAUGCUGCAGGGGCUCAAGGACCACCAGGUCUUGUGCAACCUCCCAAUACAGCUGCAUUUCUGAAGCACCCAAGGACUCCAACUAGUGUUCCUGUUAUGGAUUAUCAAACUGCUGAAUCUGAACACUUGAUGAAAAGAAUGCGUGCUGGUCAACCUGAUGAGGUAUCGUUCUCCGGUUCAAACCAUCCACCGAAUAUUUAUUCGCAAGAUGAUCUUCCCAAAACUGUGGUACGAACACUUAAUCAGGGUUCCAAUGUCAUGAGCUUGGAUUUUCAUCCACAACAACAAACAAUUCUUUUAGUUGGAACAAAUGUUGGUGAUAUUGGAAUCUGGGAAGUUGGAUCACGGGAAAGAAUAGCUCACAGGCCUUUCAAGGUUUGGGACAUCUCUAAUUGUUCCAUGCCCCUACAGGCAGCAUUGGUGAAAGAUGCCACAAUCUCAGUUAAUCGAUGCUUAUGGAGUCCAGAUGGAUCUGUGCUGGGUGUUGCAUUUUCGAAGCAUAUUGUUCAAACAUAUGGUUAUAGUCCUAACGGAGAUUUGAGACAGCAACAAGAGAUUGAUGCACAUAGUGGUGGUGUCAAUGACAUUGCAUUUUCUCAUCCGAACAAGAGUCUAUCUAUUAUUACCUGUGGUGAUGAUAAGACAAUUAAGGUCUGGGAUGCUACAACAGGUCAGAAGCAAUAUAUUUUUGAAGGCCAUGAAGCUCCUGUAUAUUCUGUCUGCCCUCACUAUAAAGAAGCUAUUCAGUUUAUCUUCUCAACUGCUAUUGAUGGCAAAAUCAAGGCAUGGCUAUAUGAUUGUCCAUCAUCUAGAGUUGAUUAUGAUGCUCCUGGACACUGGUGCACAACAAUGGCAUAUAGUGCUGAUGGAUCAAGACUUUUUUCUUGUGGAACUAGUAAGGAGGGUGAAUCAUUUUUAGUUGAGUGGAAUGAGACAGAAGGAUCCAUUAAAAGAACAUAUUAUGGAUUUAAAAAGCGAUCUUUAGGCGUUGUCCAAUUUGAUACAACUAGAAAUCGUUUCUUGGCUGCUGGGGAUGAGUUUAUGAUUAAGUUUUGGGACAUGGACAUUACCAGCACACUGACUACUACGGAUGCGGAGGGGGGAUUACCUGCAAGUCCCCGGCUGAGAUUCAACAAGGAGGGCUCGUUGCUUGCAGUUACAACUAGUGAUAAUGGAAUUAAGAUCCUGGCAAAUUCUGAUGGGCAACGCUUGAUAAGGAUACUGGAGAGCAGGACUUCUGAGGGUUCUCGAGGUCCUCAACAAAUUAACAUUAAGCCUCCAAUAAUUAGUGGUCUCGCUGUUUCAAGUGUUUCUGCUCCUCUGGCUGCAUCCCUUGACCGAAUCCCUGCUGCAAUGUCUAUGAGUAGCUUAGCUGCUGCUGAUAGCAACAGAACAGGAGACGUUAAGCCUAGGAUUUCAGAUGAUGUGGAUAAGAUUAAGAUAUGGAAAUUGGCUGAAAUCAUUGAUUCUGCCCAACUCAAAGCCUUAAAGUUGCCUGAUUCAUUAUCUGCGAUGAGCAAGGUCGUGCGGUUGCUGUAUACAAAUUCUGGGUUUGCCGUGCUGUCACUUGGGUCUAAUGCGGUACAUAAGCUGUGGAAAUGGCAGCGCACUGAACGAAAUCCCUCUGGCAAGAGCACUGCAUUGGUGGCACCUCAGUUAUGGCAGCCAUCAAGUGGAACUCUCAUGACUAAUGAAAUAAAUGAUAGUAUUCCAGCAGAAGAAUCAUCUGCGUGCAUUGCCUUAUCUAAAAAUGAUUCCUAUGUUAUGUCUGCAUCAGGUGGAAAAAUUUCUUUGUUCAACAUGAUGACCUUCAAGGUUAUGACAACUUUUAUGUCUCCUCCUCCUGCUGCUACCUUUCUGGCGUUCCAUCCUCAAGAUAAUAAUAUCAUUGCAAUAGGAAUGGAAGAUUCUACCAUUCAAAUUUAUAAUGUCAGGAUUGAUGAGGUUAAAACAAAGCUCAUGGGCCAUCUUAAGAAGAUCACUGGCCUUACAUUCUCCCAGGCAAUGAACGUACUAGUUUCAUCAGGUGCUGAUGCACAGUUGUGUGUCUGGAGCAUUGAUGGAUGGGAGAAAAGGAAAUCAAAGUUUAUUCAGCCACCACCCGGUCGUGCAAGCCCGUUAGUUGGAGAUACAAAAGUUCAGUUCCACAAUGAUCAGACACAUCUCUUAGUUGUCCAUGAAAGCCAACUUGCAAUCUACGAUAGCAAGCUUGAAUGCUUGCGCUCGUGGUCUCCUAGAGACUCGCUUCCUGCACCCAUAUCAAGUGCUAUAUACUCUUGUGAUGGUCUUUUGGUGUAUGCUGGGUUCUGUGAUGGUGCGGUGGGAGUUUUUGAUGCAGAAAGCCUGAGGCUCCGAUGCAGGAUCUCUCCUGCUGCUUACCUAACCUCUUCAAUUGCCAGCGGAAGUGUUUACCCUACAGUCAUUGCCGCUCAUCCGGCGGAGCCCAACCAAUUUGCAUUGGGGAUGAGUGAUGGUGCAGUUCAUGUGGUGGAGCCAUCAGAUGCGGAGCCGAAAUGGGGCUCUUUGCCGCCACCUCAGGAGAAUGGAACCCUACCAUCCAUCUCAAACCCUGCUUUGAGUAAUCAGACCUCAGAACCACCUGCCCGGUGACAGGGAUGGCCUUCAUUUUACAUACAAAUCAUCAUAGAAACAUCUUGUAAACCCUGUAACUCCUCAGGGCAAAUGGCUGAUUAAAAUAUUAAGCACAGUUGGCCCUCUCUAUUUUGACCCACCCGAGGCCAUGCUACUGCUCUAGGAGAUGGCUAUCUUUCCCUUGUUGUAAAGCUUUGUAAUGUUUUAUUUUUAGCCUUUUUCUUUUUCUCUCUUUUUUCUCAGAGGGUUGGGUUCUAUGGAGGCAAGGAAAGGAUCAUUAGAAAGUUGUCGUCAUAAUUAUCGGAGUCAUGAGUCAUGACAUUCGUUAUGAUCAUCAUCUUCUUGACCUCCUCUUGUGCAAAUUGGUAGCUACAAUUAUGGCAUCUUAGCUACCUCUGAAGGCCAUGUUUGAAUGACUUAAGAAAGUUGUUUUAUUUA